AUGCCAGAAAACUUAUACCAAAGUAAAGACGAGACCAUGGAACCAGACAACGAUGUAACGGAAGAUGAAGAGCUGAAUACCAGGUUGGGGCUUCAUAAAUUUGGCCUUGUACAGGAAUACUCACCUGAAUUGUGGCAAGAAUAUGACGUUGUCGUUGUCCACGGUAUUCACCAGACACACUGGACAGAUGAUGCGUGGCAGCCGGGCAGUGGAGCAAAGAGCAGCGCCAGUUGGAUCGGUGAUUCUUUAGGACUCAAAUCUGGAAGAAUUGCUCAUUUCCAUUAUCAAAUAGAUAAUGCUCCAUCAAAUGCUCUAUUCGUAGAGGGAAACGAAAGAGAAGCACAGAAUCUGCUAGAUGGUCUGGUCCAGAUGAGAUUGGAAUUCCACGAGUAUUCGCAGAGUCGUGGAUUUGAUGGUGUCAACUUGGAUAUGCGCCCCAUAAUCUUCGUCACUCACGACAUUGGCAGCCUUAUUGUCAAAAAGGCCCUCACUCUCGCCACGAGACAUCCUGCCAAAUAUGGAGACAUCCCCUACUGUACAAGUAAUUUGAUAUUCUUGGGAUGUCUUAACCGCGGUACCCGCUCCACAAUAGAGGAUUCGAUCGCGCGGCUGCUCUUAUUGCCUGGAGGCUCUCCACAAGUACAUCUGUUAGACUCCAUUCACGCAUUGACAAGGACUGUCCAGCAGGUAAAACUCCUUUUCAUUCUUGUUCACUCACGCGGCGCCUCGCAUUACAAAGAUAUCAAACUCAACGCGCGUACAUCUCAGUUUCACAAGAUCCUUCUUUCUCUGGCGCCACCAAUUGUUCCACCGAAUCCAGAUGAUUUUGGGUGGCAACUAGAUGAACUGGCAGACCGGGUCAUGGGCAGCGACCAGUACAAGUUGUGGAACAGCCAGCCAGCUAUGGGCGUUUUACACAUUAAAGCCUCGCUGAAUACGAGGCUGAUAUCAGAGAAGCUCUAUGCUCGAUUGCUAGAUGAACGCAACUCAGGAAAUGUCUACUUUUUUGCCUUUCGGAGAAACGAUGACCGGUUCAACACUGCCGGGGCAAUGCUUGCCAGUCUCAUCUGUCAGCUUGUUAGCAAGUGUCAAACUUUCGGAGGUGCCGAUGAGGCCUUGAAAAUGCUACCAAAGGAGUGGACAAGAGCCUGCAGGACGGAGAUACAGGAUUCCGAGGAAGGGGGAGUCAGACUGUGGGGCAGUACUAUGAAAUCAAUUUACGGCGUCGAGUUGAGUCGACUCACUCAAAAGAAACCAACAUACCGCUUUUUCUUGGAGGAUAUAAGGGAGAUUCUCACGGAUUGCGGCGACAACCAUCAGCUUGGUCUUUUGAUGGUUGAUUGGCUCGCCAACUAUGGACCAUCUGGCUCACAAUCCGGGAUAAGAAAAACGCUGAAAUCGUUGUCAUCCGCUACGCCUCGAGCAGUUAUAGAUACCGUUGUCAUCUCUUUCGGGAACCGAGAGAAAAGAGCCCGAGAAAUGCUCUCUUGGGUCAAGUACACUUUCGAAUCGCUCACAAUACGAGAGUUGGCUAUUGCUAUGAAGUUAGAAGACGGAGUUGGCGAUGAAGAUAUCGACGAGAUCCGUAGCGACAUCUUGAAAUUCGGCCUCGUCUUCUCCUUUUCCGAAUAUGAGGUCGAUUUCUCACAUGCCAUGUACCCUCACGAGGAAGCCAAGCCUGAUGAACAGGCGGCAGCCCACGCGUGGAUAGCUUCGCUCUGUAUUCGCUAUCUGAGCUUCCCAAGCGUAAGAGAGCGAGCAAGGAAGAUGUGUGAGCGUUAUGCUUCUGCGACGCCAGUCUCGAGACCAAGGCAACAUCUCAUAUCGUAUGCCGUCAGAUAUUGGCCAAAACAUUACAAGUGCGCAGGGACCAAGAAACCAACAACUGCAGCAAAGGCGUUUUUUCAAGAUGCUGAGACCAGAAAGGUGUGGGCUCAGGCCCGCUACGUCUUGUCCAACCCCGUAACUCGUCUGGAGAGGCACCACCUCUCACCUCUCCCAUUCAUUGCAAUGGCCGGGUUGGAUGAUUUAUUGACUGCUCAGAUCGAAGAUGAAAGGGAAAUGGCUACCUUCUCGGCCAACACUGGCCUUGCGUUGAUCGAAGCAGCCAGCAAUGGCGAUGGUCAUAUGGUGAGGCUGCUGGCUGAGGCAAGCAGCCCCAACAAAGAGACAAUCUCGGAGGCUCUAGUAAUGGCUGCUACUGUCGGAGCCGAAGAUGUAUUAAACUAUUUAAUAAAUGAAGCGGCGAAAACCGAAUCCUUUGAUUGGCCAUCUAUCCUGUUCCCUCGAGUGGCAUGGCUCGGUUUGGCUCGUACGGCACAGUUGCUGCUCGAGACAGGCGCCAAUAUACCUCAAUCAGGCGAUUCAUUUGAGGAAUCAACGCUUCAAUUUGCUGCAAAAACGAAGAACAGCGGUGUAUCGAAAAAGUUUUGCGACGUUCAUCUUUGCUUUCGACAAAGUUCAAUUCUACACCCGGGACACAGUUUCGAGCUCAAUGGAGCGUCUGGAGAAGAGUCAGAAAGUGAAGACUCAGAUGGAGGUGGCGUAAAGCUAUCUCGAGAAGCGUAUGAGGACGAAUUUUACGAAGAUGAACUUGACGAGCAGGAUAGUGAUGACAGUAGCUAG
Trichoderma atroviride IMI 206040 is the source of this 2625-nucleotide messenger RNA. RefSeq lists its product as uncharacterized. The record is from RefSeq and is a predicted model, not a curated record. NCBI's taxonomy places the organism in Eukaryota, Fungi, Ascomycota, Sordariomycetes, Hypocreales, Hypocreaceae.